AUGGCAGCAAUUGGUGGAGGAAGCGGUUCCUCAAAUUCAAAUACCUCAUCGUCUACUUCCUCUCAUCAAGCCCCCAAAAUCCUAUUAGCCAAUCCAGCUCUAGUCACUGCCGCCAAGUACAACCGCGGACCUGGUGGCGGUGGAGGCGGCGGUGGUCCCGAUGACGCUUCAUCAUCACUCCCCUCCCGCUUUCCCUACGAAAAUAUCGAUUUUACGGUGAUCGGAGUGAUUGGUCCGAUGGGGGUCGGCAAGUUUACUAUCAUGAAUGAGAUUUAUAGCUUUGAUGUAACUUCUCCUGGUAGCCUAGCAUUCAUUCCUUUCUUCAUCUGGAUGUUGACUCCUUUUUCGAUAGAAUCCAUGGAAAUCAAGGCCAUGAUACUUCUUGAUACACAGAAUGCAUACGGUAAUUGA
Messenger RNA from Lactuca virosa, 411 nucleotides. The record is from the annotation of a GenBank genome assembly. Lineage: Eukaryota; Viridiplantae; Streptophyta; Magnoliopsida; Asterales; Asteraceae.